Molecule: messenger RNA, 1152 nt
Organism: Carassius auratus (goldfish)
Lineage: Eukaryota; Metazoa; Chordata; Actinopteri; Cypriniformes; Cyprinidae
Product: GTPase IMAP family member 2-like
Exons: 1
Coding region: 25-756 (243 amino acids)
Molecular function (GO): GTP binding
Source: RefSeq, a predicted model, not a curated record
ACACUAGGAGAUCUGAGGAUUGUUAUGUUGGGAAUGACUGGAGCUGGAAAGAGUGCAACCGGAAACACCAUCCUGGGAAAAGAGGAGUUUAAACUUGACUUUAGUCCAGAGUCAGUUACUCAACAAUCAGAGAAAAAAGAGAUAAAAAAGGGUAGCAGGAACAUCUCAGUAAUCGACACUCCAGGCCUCCAGGAUACAUCAGCUGAAGAAAAAGAAAUAAAUGCUGAAAUAAAAAAAUGUAUGGAAAUGUCUGAUCCUGGCCCUAAUGUGUUUCUGCUGGUCUUCAGACUAGAUGUGAAAUUCACAGAUGAAGUGAAAAACACGGUCCAGUGGAUUCAGGAGAACUUUGGAGAGGAAGCUGCACGUCACACAAUCAUUCUGUUCACUCACGCUGAUCAGCUGAAUGAAUCGUAUGGACUGCAGGAUCAUAUAGAGGAGAGUCCGGAUCUGCGCCAGUUUAUCAUGAGCUGUGGCGGCAGAUUCCAUGCAUUCAACAAUGAAGACAAACAGAAUCAGGAUCAGGUAAACGAGCUGCUGGAGAAGAUGGAUGAAAUGGUGCUUAAAAAUGAAGGAAAGCACUACAGUACUGAGAUGUUUAAAGAAGUCCAGAGACGGAGAGAGGACAGAGAAAAUCAGAGAAGGGCAAAGCAGGACAGAGAAGAAUGGGAAAGGAGAAUUAAGAUUUCAUUAGGGGUUAUUUGUGUUGUAGGUUUAGCUGUUGUAGUAAUGAAAAAAAUUAAAUCAUCUGCAGAAUAGGAUGUUUAAAAAAAAUAUGUUACAAACCAUGCAUAUUCACGGUUUUCAUGUAGACUGAUGAGUCAUGGAAAGAUUGAGAUUCUAUCACUGAACCAUCACUUUCAUUUUGAAAACAUUUACAGAAAUGUUAUGAUAAACAUUGAUCCAUAGAGCCUUAAAUUCACAUUAGAUUUUCAUUUACAUUUAGACAUUAUAAAUUUGUUUUGUUUCACACACACUGUAACAGCAUCAGUGUAAUUAGGUAUAAGUGAGCUACAGGGGUGAAAUCUCCAUCAUACAUUACCAGUGCCCUCAUGAAAUAUAUAUAAUUUAUAAGACAAAAAUCAUUUUAAAGAAUUUUCUUCUGUCUCACUCAUGCUUUGUUGUUAAGGUCUUGUUCAGUUAUUCAUUAUGUGC